AAUAGGUAGAAGGGGGGAGUUGAGCCUCCGCCUCUUAUUACAACAACACUUCCAACUCAUCAUCAUCAUCCUCGUUCUCUCCGCAAUUUCUCUUGAAUCUCACAUUGCAAAUGGCGACGGCUUUCUCUGCCACGCUUCCUCUCCAUGGAUCAUCUCAAGAGAAUCGUCUCUUGCUUCCCCCCACCCGAUUGCCUCCUCCUUCUUCUUUCCUCGGAUCCACCCGUUCUCUCCCCAUUCGCAGACUCAAUCACGCUCACGCCGCUCGUCGAUCCCCCGUCGUCGCUGUCCAGGAAAUUGUCAAGGAGAAGAAACCCACCAAUUCCCUGUUGAUAACCAAAGAGGAAGGAUUGGUCUUGUACGAAGACAUGAUUCUCGGUCGUUCUUUCGAGGACAUGUGUGCUCAAAUGUACUACCGUGGCAAGAUGUUCGGUUUUGUCCACUUGUACAACGGCCAAGAAGCCGUCUCCACCGGCUUCAUCAAGCUUCUCACCAAAUCCGAUUCAGUCGUCAGCACGUAUCGUGACCACGUCCACGCCCUCAGCAAAGGCGUCUCCGCUCGUGCCGUUAUGAGCGAGCUCUUCGGGAAAGUCACCGGCUGCUGCAGAGGCCAAGGUGGGUCCAUGCACAUGUUCUCAAAAGAACACAACAUGCUCGGUGGGUUUGCCUUUAUAGGCGAAGGCAUCCCUGUCGCCACUGGCGCUGCUUUCACUUCGAAGUACAAGAGGGAAGUCUUGAAGCAGGACUGCGAUGACGUCACUGUUGCGUUCUUCGGAGACGGGACUUGUAACAACGGGCAGUUCUACGAGUGUCUGAACAUGGCUGCGCUUUAUAAGUUGCCGAUUAUCUUUGUCGUUGAGAAUAACUUGUGGGCGAUUGGGAUGUCUCAUUUGAGAUCGACUUCUGAUCCUGAGAUAUGGAAGAAAGGUCCUGCGUUUGGGAUGCCAGGUGUUCAUGUUGACGGUAUGGAUGUGCUGAAGGUGAGGGAAGUGGCUAAAGAGGCUGUUACUAGAGCUAGAAGAGGUGAAGGUCCCACAUUGGUGGAAUGUGAGACUUACAGGUUCAGAGGACACUCCUUGGCUGAUCCUGAUGAGCUCCGUGAUGCUGCUGAGAAAGCCAAGUACGCGGCAAGAGACCCGAUCACAGCACUGAAGAAGUAUCUGAUAGAGAACAAGCUUGCUAAUGAAGGGGAACUUAAGACGAUAGAGAAGAAGAUAGACGAUUUGGUGGAGGAAGCGGUUGAGUUUGCAGACGCGAGCCCACAGCCUGGUCGGAGUCAGUUGCUAGAGAAUGUGUUUGCUGAUCCCAAAGGGUUUGGGAUAGGACCUGAUGGACGUUACAGAUGCGAGGAUCCCAAGUUUACUGAAGGCACCGCUCAAGUCUGAAAAGAGAGAGAGAGAGAGAGAGAGAGAGAGAGAGAGAGAGAGAGUUAAAAUUAAAUCAUGAAUGUCUACUUGUUUGAUGUUAUUAAGUUAAAAUGCCUCUGAGCAACAGUUUGAACUCUUUUUUUUUUCCUUGUCUCUUUGGAUCUGAAUUACAAAUACGUUGGUUAAAGUUGA
This is a messenger RNA of Brassica oleracea var. oleracea, 1556 nucleotides long. RefSeq names its product pyruvate dehydrogenase E1 component subunit alpha-3, chloroplastic. The record is from RefSeq and is a predicted model, not a curated record. Bases 111 to 1382 code for a protein of 423 amino acids. Gene Ontology annotation, cellular component: intracellular membrane-bounded organelle. Gene Ontology annotation, biological process: pyruvate decarboxylation to acetyl-CoA. Lineage: Eukaryota; Viridiplantae; Streptophyta; Magnoliopsida; Brassicales; Brassicaceae. Gene Ontology annotation, molecular function: pyruvate dehydrogenase (acetyl-transferring) activity. The transcript has 3 exons.